AUCAGCAUUAGCCGCCUUUUUAUUAUGGCGUUUAAAACAAAUUGAAUAUUCUACUUGGGAUAGGUGGAUCAGUCUUGGAUUAUUUUUCACCAGGACCAUUUUAAAUAUUUUAGUCAUAGUGACAAUUAAUAAUUCUAGCGAAGAAGUAAAUAUCGAACCUAUUUGUACUCUGGGUGCGGCUCUAUCAAAGUACUUUCAAUUAGGUUACAUCUGUUUGGAUCUUUUAAUUGACACAUUUGUAACUAUACGAUUGGUGCAAAUCUUAAACGAUGGCAAUCGUAAUUCUGCUGAGGUAAAUUCAAUAAUAGGAAGGACUCAAUCUUCAACUAGGCGCACUACCCUUUUUACUGCCGUGUUAUAUUGGAAUUUUCUUCGCUUAACCAUAGACUUCUUGUAUAAUGGCAUAACAGUAAUAAUUUUGUUCAAAGGGUAUUUGGAAAUUGAUAUAGUUCCUUUCGAAUUAUUAUUAUGCUUUGUUACUAUAUCACAAUCAUAUUUAAUUACCGUGGAUGCUGAAAUCGUUAAAGUUAUUGAAGGCAGAAACUUGGAUAAUUUUAACUCGAAUGAUUUAGAAUGGUUGAGUGGUAAUAGUAAUGGUGAUGGCGUUCCCCCUCCUAUCAAUUUCGUUUCAAUACCCUCUUCUAGGACACAAGUUGCUGCUAGAAGUGUUUCAUCAAUUUAUCAUAGAAUAUUACAGAGAACGACUUCUUCUAAUUAUUUACACUCAAACAAUGAUCCUUCUCGUCGUUUGAAUAAUACUCAUUCAUGGUUUACAACUUCUUCUUCCUCCCCUACCUUUCCCACUGCUCCAUCACGUCGCCAACUAAAUCUAAAUUCAAGACAAACCUCUAACUCUUCUAUAUUGCAAGUUAAAAGGCCAACGAACACUUUAAGACAUACCGCUUCAUUUCAAUUAGAUAAGGGGAAAUUUGUGGUGGUUUCAAUGCAAAGGUUAACUUUCUUUGAAUGGGCUAAUAUGGUUACUGGUCAUAAUGAUGAUACUAGUAAUUGUUCAAAAUGUUCUGCACAUAAUAAUUCUUCCCCUAAUACUCCUAUAAUUGAAGAAAUUCCUGAUAUUCCUCCUGUUCCUACUCAUCAAAGAUCAUUUACUCAUCAGAGACAAUUUAGUCAAGAAGAUAGCGAAGCUUUAUUACCAGCUCUUGCUCAUAUUUCUCAAUCUAGACGUGGUAGCGAUACUUCUACCAUGACUAGCUCUACAUCUCAAACUAAAACUAAUGAUAAUUUUCCUAUGAGUGAUUUAAAUUGUAAACACUCUUUUAUGUAA
Funneliformis caledonium is the source of this 1285-nucleotide messenger RNA. The record is from the annotation of a GenBank genome assembly. NCBI's taxonomy places the organism in Eukaryota, Fungi, Glomeromycota, Glomeromycetes, Glomerales, Glomeraceae.